Molecule: messenger RNA, 3287 nt
Organism: Haliotis rufescens (red abalone)
Lineage: Eukaryota; Metazoa; Mollusca; Gastropoda; Lepetellida; Haliotidae
Product: tRNA (guanine(37)-N1)-methyltransferase-like
Exons: 5
Coding region: 297-1883 (528 amino acids)
Biological process (GO): tRNA N1-guanine methylation; mitochondrial tRNA methylation
Cellular component (GO): cytoplasm; mitochondrial matrix
Source: RefSeq, a predicted model, not a curated record
AGUUAAACUGGUGCCGCCGUAAGCUUAGCGCUUUUCAGGGGACCCCAGUUGUAGAUGUGAUGUAUGGGAUGACUCUCUCGGCCUUUUCUGGUACCAUGUAUACAUCAGUUGUAGACGUUUGAACGUUCGCAAUUUGUAAUAUAAUACCACAUCAACAAUCUGAGCGAAAGGGUAUUCUCUUGUCCAUUGUCGCCGAUAUAACACUAGUUUAUUGCUACAUCUUCCGGUUUAUUAUGUCCGGAUUUUAUCUGGCAAACGGAAAUACAAUUAGUCUCAUGUGUUGAUAAACAAGUCACAUGGCCGGACGAACAGACGGAUUAAGAUCACUGUUCAAUUAUUUAAGCGGGAUCUUUGUUCGCAGUCGUCAGCAAAUUCAGAAAAUACCCACUACCACGAAUAAGUAUAGAGUUGUGAGUUCUAAGCAACAGAUCACUGAUACAUCUUCAAAACAAACACAUUUAUGCAAGCAUAAGUUUGCACAACCACACAUCAUAUUACAUAGUGACCUAUCGCAUAUCAGGCAGUGGUCGGAGAGGUUCAUGGAUGCUUACAGAAUGAGUCAGUCUGCUGUUGCUAUGGAUCCGCCGGAAUCUGUACGGGGAAUGACUGAACUGGAUAGACAUAUGUUCAAGAAAAAAAUGAAAGUUCCAGGGCUAAAGAUUCCAGCCCGUAAGGUUGGCAUUCUUAAAAAGUCCACGAAGAUGUCGAUGUUAAAGGUUAGAUUGAUGAAGCCAGUAGCAGAACUAUCGGAUGAUGAUCACAACAAGAAGACGCACAAACUGAUUUUACUUGAUCCAGAAAAAUAUAAAUCCUAUCAGGAUCUUGAACAGUCUGACAGACAGUUGCUGCAAGAAAAUGACAUACAAUGUAACGACUUUGAUAUGUAUGAUGUAGAGAUGACAUACGAGAACUGGAAUGUACAAGACAUCCUUCGGGCUGUCAUACCAGCCAGUUCUGACAGUGUCACCAGCUUCAGUGUCAUCGGCCACAUCGCUCAUCUCAACCUUAAACCUGAAGUCUAUCCGUACAAGAAACUUAUUGGGCAGGUAAUCUCUGACAAGCUUCCUAAUAUCAGUACUGUGGUUAACAAGCUUGAUGUGAUUGACAACACAUUCCGCAACUUCAAGAUGGAACUUCUGGCAGGAGAAGACAACUAUGUCACACAAGUUCGAGAAAAUGGCUGCAUAUAUGAAUUUGACUUCUCUAAGGUCUACUGGAAUCCAAGACUCUCUACUGAACAUGGAACAAUGAUCAGCCAGCUGGAGAAAGGCGACACUGUUUAUGAUAUGUUUGCGGGUGUUGGUCCGUUCGCCAUCCCGGCUGCAAGGCGUGGUAUCUCUGUCAAGGCCAAUGACCUUAACCCAGAUUCCUACAGCUCUUUACAGAGAAACAUUUCUCUUAAUAGAAUUAAACCAGAUAUGUUGACAGCUUAUAAUCUUGAUGGACGGGCAUUCAUUCGAACAGUUGUGAAGUCUGAUUUGAUCAAGAGGAUAAAGUCAGAUCCACAAGGCAGCAACAUGCAUGUGUUGAUGAAUCUCCCAGCAUCAGCCAUAGAGUUCCUGGACUGCUUUGUGUCUCUUUUAGCGGAUUGUGAUUUAGUAAUGGAGGAUGUAGAUGAUGCAAAUUUACCAGUGGUGCAUUGCUACUGUUUCAGCAAAAGCGUUGAUCCAAGGAAAGAUGUCGUGGAACAAGGGGAGAGAAUUAUUGCUAAAUCUUUGACAGAUGUCAGUGUGAGAUUUGUUCGAAAUGUUGCCCCCAACAAAGAUAUGUUGUGCUUAACAUUUCGCCUGACAAAAGACAUUUUAUUUCAUGAAGUACAGGAAGCUGAUUUGAAUCUUAAUGAGGAUGGUGAACCAGAGGCUAAAAGAGUGAAAACUAACUGAUGGCCAUGGCAAAAUCUUCAUUCAAGUUUCAGUUUUCUGAAAAAGAGAUAAUGAAUGAUAAGAGGAACAACUAAACCUUAGCAAGACAAGAAGUCACAUUCAUCAUGACAAACUGAUCCUACAUGUUAUUUUGUGUACCCAACAUUUGUAAUAACUUGCUGAGAUAAGUUAGCAGGACAAACCAUACACCCAAUAUGUAUAUACUUAUUCAGGUGAUAUUUUGCAAUCACAUGUAACUGUUUACAUGUUUUAUCAGAAUUUGAUCACUUCACAUUUGUUUUGGAAGCCUUGCGGGGAUUGGACAACUUCAGUGAUAUCACAACAAGUAAGUUGUCUUGGCCUGGCACGUUUUUCUAACAGGUCUUUCAAACAUGUCGAGGGUCAAGGUCACCCUCAAGGUCAUAGCCUGAAAAAGUUGGGUCAGCGAUCUGAAAAGGCCAUGAGUGACCCAGUUGAGACUUCUCGAGGCAAGGGAGUUAACUGACUAUAAAAAUCCAGUUUCCACCCUUGCUGAACUAGGCUGGAAUUCCGGUGUAACAUUUUGGCUGGACUUAUGAGGUGAUGCGUAGACCAAUCAACAUAGUGUAACUGACUAGACAUCCUGUUUGAAAACAACAUAGAUUUCAACGUGCAGAUUUCUGACGACUGCAGGAUUUGCAAAGCAUAUGUAUUGGUGUCGACAGAUAUUUUGCAAAUCUUUUCAUGUUUUAAAUCAAGGUGCCAAAGUGAUUUGAUGCACUUCGUGAGGUAAGACCCGUUACAAUAUAGAUCUGAGAUGUUGAAUCUAAUUGGUCAAAUGGAGGGACACAGAAGGGACAUAACUCGUAAUAAUCACUGGUGGUGCUACGAGAAAGCCUGGAAAUUCCAGCCUAGUUCGGCAAGGGUGGAAACUGGCCUGGGGGAUGUUACAAAUGUCAGUCAAAGAUUGGCCCAACUGACCUAGCAUUAACAGUGAGUUGUGUUCUCAAAUGAGUUUUGAUGUCGCCCCAUACCAUUACUCUUCAAUCACCAAACUGACGAUGUUGAAUUACGAAAGCGUUGCUGAAACGUUCUUUUGGGCGCCUGGUAUCAGAGCUGUACAAAUGAAUUUGUGAAUUUGUGAACAGUAUGCUCACCCAGUCUUGUCUUCUGAACCUCAGUUUUGUCUACACCAAGCUAGGCGUACCGGACCGUGACAUGGAAGCAAAAUUGGGCGUAUCGCUGGACGUGGUCGUCGGAUGUUCCUUCUGGUUUCGUACGGAACUGCCACUAAUUGGUCUCAACCCAGGAAUUGUCCGAGAUGUUUAAUGAGGUCUUUUGGUGUCGAUUCCGUAGAUGCACGAACCGAAUAUGGCUGUCUUGUUGACGUCUUAUCAAGAGAGAUGAUAUUGUGUUUCGAUGAACAUUAAAAAUGCCUGUUAACUU